AUGCUAAAUUUAAAGAUCGUUUUAUUAGGCAGUGGGUCAGUUGGAAAAUCGGCAAUCACCAUCCAAUAUGUUAAUGGUGAAUUCGUCGAUCAAUACGAUCCCACCAUUGAAGAUAUAUAUAGAAAAGCAAUUGAAAUGGGAAAUGAUCAUUUCAUGUUGGAAAUUAUGGAUACUGCUGGAACUGAAACCUUUUUAUCAAUGAGAGACUUGUAUAUUAGAAAUGGUCAAGGUUUCAUUUUAGUGUAUAGUAUUACUGCCAAGAGCACAUUCUAUGAACUUGAAGCAAUGAAGGAUCAAGUGUGUCGUGUCAAGGAGGCACCAGUAUCCAAGAUCCCAAUGAUUGUUCUUGGUAACAAAUGUGACUUGGAACCAAAUAGACAAGUCAGCAGUAAAGAUGCCGAAUCACUCUGCAAGAAAUGGGGCGACGUUGAGUUUAUCGAGACGUCGGCCAAGACCAAACUCAACAUUAGCCAAGCAUUCGAACAACUUGUAAAACAAAUAAGAACCAAACAACCAGCCAAACCAACAAAGAAAUCAAAAUGUCAAUUAUUCUAA
This is a messenger RNA of Cavenderia fasciculata, 555 nucleotides long. Its product is annotated as Ras GTPase. Lineage: Eukaryota; Evosea; Eumycetozoa; Acytosteliales; Cavenderiaceae. Gene Ontology annotation, biological process: signal transduction. Gene Ontology annotation, cellular component: plasma membrane. Bases 1 to 555 code for a protein of 184 amino acids. The record is from RefSeq and is a predicted model, not a curated record. The transcript is spliced from 2 exons. Gene Ontology annotation, molecular function: GTPase activity; GDP binding; GTP binding.